Molecule: messenger RNA, 564 nt
Organism: Brassica rapa (field mustard)
Lineage: Eukaryota; Viridiplantae; Streptophyta; Magnoliopsida; Brassicales; Brassicaceae
Source: RefSeq, a predicted model, not a curated record
AUGGACAAAGGCAAGUGGGUAGCUGACUCAGUGAGACAGGCUAAACGACCCCCAGUAAAAAUCCCUGCUGUCGACACUUCUGCAAGAAUAGAAGAGCACAAACUCACCCUCAUAGGGAGAGUCACAAACCCCUCAGUCCAAAAAACCAUAGCCCUAGUAGACUUCUUCCUCCAACAUUGGCGUGUGGCGGGAUCUAUCACCGGAAGGGCCUUGGGACCACACCUGUUUCAGUUUAAGUUCGAAACUGAACAGGACCUUCAAGCUAUCCUCUCAGGCACGCCAUAUCACUUCAAGAGAUGGAUUUUGAUCCUCCAGAGAUGGGAGCCUAUAGUCUCUGACUUCUUUCCGGCACUAAUACCCUUCUGGAUAACGAUACAUGGAAAUUCUUUACACUACUGGUCUGAUGCUGCUAUAGAAGCAAUUGGAGAUGAACUGGGACCAGUGGAGGAUUUCGAUGUAGACAGAGGAAGAAUCAGAGUACUUGUUAAUGGUUUGAAGCCCCUGGAAAUGUUCCUAGACAUAAGUCUAGCGGGGGAAAUUAAGCAAGUGGAGCUGGAAUACUAA